Acanthosepion pharaonis is the source of this 1155-nucleotide messenger RNA. NCBI's taxonomy places the organism in Eukaryota, Metazoa, Mollusca, Cephalopoda, Sepiida, Sepiidae. The record is from the annotation of a GenBank genome assembly.
AUGGUCGAUAAGAAACAUAUCUAUCUAAUUCAGUUCAUAUCUCUCUCUCUUAGCAGGCCCACAUCCAAAAAUCAGUUUUUUGAACGGGCUGAUAUUAUCUAUCUAUCUAUCUAUCUAUCUAUCUAUCUAUCUAUCUAUCUAUCUCAUUUAUCUACCUAUUUACAUCCUCUAUCUAUAUCAUUUAUCUAUUUCUAUCUAUUUAUCUAUCUAUCUAUCUCAUUUAUCUACCUAUUUACAUCCUCUAUCUAUAUCAUUUAUCUAUUUCUAUCUAUCUAUCUAUCUCAUUUAUCUACCUAUUUACAUCCUCUAUCUAUAUCAUCUAUUUCUAUCUAUCUAUCUAUCUCAUUUAUCUACCUAUUUACAUCCUCUAUCUAUAUCAUCUAUUUCUAUCUAUCUAUCUAUCUAUCUACCUAUUUACAUCCUCUAUCUAUAUCAUCUAUUUCUAUCUAUCUAUCUAUCUAUCUAUCUAUCUAUCUAUCUCAUUUAUCUACCUAUUUACAUCCUCUAUCUAUAUCAUUUAUCUAUUUCUAUCCAUCUAUCUAUCUAUCUAUCUAUCUAUCUAUCUAUCUAUCUAUCUAUCUAUCUCAUUUAUCUACCUAUUUACAUCCUCUAUCUAUAUCAUUUAUCUAUUUCUAUCUAUCUAUCUCAUUUAUCUACCUAUUUACAUCCUCUAUCUAUAUCAUUUAUCUAUUUCUAUCUAUCUAUCUAUCUAUCUAUCUCAUUUAUCUACCUAUUUACAUCCUCUAUCUAUAUCAUUUAUCUAUUUCUAUCUAUCUAUCUAUCUCAUUUAUCUACCUAUUUACAUCCUCUAUCUAUAUCAUCUAUUUCUAUCUAUCUAUCUAUCUAUCUAUCUCAUUUAUCUACCUAUUUACAUCCUCUAUCUAUAUCAUUUAUCUAUUUCUAUCCAUCUAUCUAUCUAUCUAUCUAUCUAUCUAUCUAUCUCAUUUAUCUACCUAUUUACAUCCUCUAUCUAUAUCAUUUAUCUAUUUCUAUCUAUCUAUCUCAUUUAUCUACCUAUUUACAUCCUCUAUCUAUAUCAUUUAUCUAUUUCUAUCUAUCUAUCUAUCUAUCUAUCUAUCUGUAUGUGUACAUAACAUAUAUUUCUCUCUCUCUGAUAUUAUUUCCCCUCUCUCAUUUUAUUGUGUUCCCUUCUAA